AUGCUAACGGAAUCCUGGCUAACACCGCUAACUGUGGACACAAGCGUGACGGUACCUGGAUUCCAACUGCUACAGGCGGACAGGACGAGAGACAGCAGUGCAUCAUCUGUUAUGGAGGUGGCUGCUCUGGGUCAACCUUUCAGUUUAGGGAUGCUCUAUGAUGCCCGGAGAGGGAAACUCAUUCCAGGUGUCACACUGUGGAAUAAUAAAACUCUGCAGAAGAAGCCAGUGGAGAAUAAUCAGCACAGCAGUGAAUUUCAUAUCAGUGCAACAGAUUCCAUUGAAAAAAAGUCGUCACUGCUGGAUGUUAAUGCUUCCUUGAAGGCCAGUUUCCUGGGUGGACUCAUUGAAGUUGAAGGAUCAGCCAAGUAUCUGAAUGAUAAGAAGAAAUCUCACCAUCAGUGUCGAGUCACACUUCAUUACAAAGCUACCACCAAAUUCAAACAGCUGAUGUUGACUCCUGAUGAAACCAAGAACACUCAAGAAGCAGAAAAUGUGAAACGUUUGGCAACACAUGUAGUCACAGGAAUCCUUUAUGGAGCAAACGCUUUCUUUGUGUUUGACAGUGAGAAGUUAGAUGAUAAAAACAUUCAGGUAAUCCAGGAUAGCAUACAAGCUAUCCUAAUAAAAAAGAUCACCUCAUUUAAUGUUGACGGGAAAGUUGACAUCAAGCUGAGUGAUGAAGAAAAAGCUGUGACUGAUAAAUUCACCUGCAAAUUCUAUGGAGACUUCAUUCUUGAAAGCAACCCUGUAACAUUUGAAGAUGCAGUGAAGACAUACAUCCAACUUCCAAAACUACUGAGAGAAAACAGAGAAAACUGUGUUCCACUGAAGGUCACACUGAUGCCUCUGAAGAAAUUACAUCCAAAAGCUGCUUACAUGAUAAGCAGUGGAUUUAUUAGUAAGGCUGAAGAUACCUUACAGGAGCUUGAUAACCUGGAAAUAAGCUGCAAUGAUCUGCUGGAGGACAGAGUGGGGAGAAGCUUUCCACAGAUACAAGAAAAGCUGGGCAGAUUCAAGAAGCUCUGUGAGUAUUUCAGAUCUUCACUCCAGGAAACAAUGGCCAAGAAACUUCCCUCCAUCAGGGCAGGUGAGGAAGAUGAGCAGAAAUUAGUGAAAGUGUUUGAUGACAGAGACAAGUCACCGUUCAGUCAGGAGAGAUUAACCAAGUGGAUGGAAGAUGAAGAGAGAGAAGUCACCAUCAUCAGGUACUUUGUAGACAUGAUGGAGGGAACAAAGAUCAUCUCAGAUCAGUCUGAGCUGGACAGAGAGGUGUUUAAUCCAGGAGUAGAGGAAGUUCUCUGCUUUGUUUUCACCUCCCUGAAAUCCACUGACCCAUAUCUGCAGAACAUGUCUGACUACUUGGAGAAAAAGAAGCUGGAAGGUACUGAUGGUAACACUCCACCUGCCCAGGACCAAUGGUAUCGCUCAGAUGAAGUGAUAAAGAAGAUGAUGGAAAAGGCCAAAGUUCUCCAUGACCUUCCCAAAGCUCUGAAGAAUGACAACAGUUUCCGUUUCCUAGUAGCAGCCAUUUCAAAUGAUAAUUACAAGGGAGGAAGUAUCUACCAGUACAGGAAGAACUUCCUGGUCACUGAGAAUUUCUCAGGGCAUAUAUCAAUGAUGUGGAAAAUGAAAUGGAUAGGAGAGAUCUGA
Messenger RNA from Oreochromis niloticus (Nile tilapia), 1653 nucleotides. RefSeq names its product neoverrucotoxin subunit alpha-like. The record is from RefSeq and is a predicted model, not a curated record. Bases 1 to 1653 code for a protein of 550 amino acids. NCBI's taxonomy places the organism in Eukaryota, Metazoa, Chordata, Actinopteri, Cichliformes, Cichlidae. The transcript is spliced from 3 exons.